Hyphopichia burtonii NRRL Y-1933 is the source of this 2298-nucleotide messenger RNA. RefSeq names its product AMP deaminase. Gene Ontology annotation, biological process: IMP salvage; AMP metabolic process. Gene Ontology annotation, cellular component: cytosol. The transcript has 4 exons. The record is from RefSeq and is a predicted model, not a curated record. NCBI's taxonomy places the organism in Eukaryota, Fungi, Ascomycota, Pichiomycetes, Serinales, Debaryomycetaceae. Bases 1 to 2298 code for a protein of 765 amino acids. Gene Ontology annotation, molecular function: AMP deaminase activity.
AUGGCGCCUUUUAGCUUAGAACUUCACGACAAAACCCAUAAUCCAUCCUUGGAUAAUUCAGAGGAUGAAAUUCAAUCUCCUGAUGAAGACUCACACAGAUUUAUAGAUGAUAGCGAUAUAGAAGACGAUGGGGAUGUUCUUUCAAAAUCAUAUAAUUCCACUCAUUUCUCUAAUGCAGAAGAUAGAUUCAUGAAAGAUCACGAUUUGAAAGUGAAGGCUUUCGAAGCUUUGCAUUCACCUCAUGCCGGAGCCCCAUCUUCACCUAAACAGAGAAGACAAUCAAUUAUUGACUUACCUCAUCAUUCUUUGCCAAAACAUUACCAUCCUACUCCGUCAAUGGCAUCCCAUAAUAAUAACCAUACUCAAAACCCUAAAUCAAAUGCCAAUGCUUUACCAGAAGAAUAUCCUUCUGAUGAAUUAAUUGAUUUGUUUAAAAAUGUUAAAUUGUGCCUUGAUCUCAGACAUAAAUACUUGAAAAGAUCUCAUCAAUUUGAUGAAAUGGAAAACCCAAAGAAUAAGGAUGAUUGGAAUAUCUAUCCCCCACCACCAAAACCUACAUACAAGUCGAGAAAUAGAUUCAAUCAGCUUGCAGAAAAUGAACCAGAAGAACAAUUUGAUUUUUCCAAAUGUGAAAUCCCUGGAGGUGAUGACAACUACAGUUUCAAAGUUGGCCCCGAGGAUAAUUAUGAAGUAUGUUACAAAGGUAAGUCACUCGUUGAUGUGCCUACUUUACGUGAUUAUUAUCUUGAUUUAAAUAAGAUUAUUAAAAUCUCAUCUGAUGGGCCCUCUAAAUCAUUUUCUUUUAAAAGAUUGCAAUACUUAGAGGCAAAAUGGAAUUUGUAUUUCUUACUUAAUGAGUACGAAGAAAAUAAGCAAUCCAAGCGUAAUCCUCAUCGUGAUUUUUACAAUGUCCGUAAAGUUGACACUCAUAUUCACCAUUCUGCUUGUAUGAAUCAAAAGCAUUUGUUAAGAUUUAUCAAAUAUAAGUUAAAAUGCCAACCAAAUGAUCAAGUCAUAUUCAGAGAUGGAAAAUUAUUAACCUUGGAAGAAGUAUUCAAAUCUUUGAAAUUAAGUGCUUACGAUCUCUCAAUCGAUACCUUAGAUAUGCAUGCUCAUACAGACACUUUCCACAGAUUUGAUAAAUUCAAUUUAAAAUAUAACCCUAUUGGUGAAUCUAGAUUAAGAGAGAUUUUUUUGAAAACUGAUAAUUUCAUUAAUGGUAGAUAUUUGGCAGAAUUAACUGCUCAAGUCUUUGAUGAUCUUGAGGGUUCCAAAUACCAAAUGACUGAAUUGAGAAUAUCAGUGUAUGGUAGAUCUAUUCACGAAUGGGACAAAUUAGCCAGUUGGAUUGUUGAUAAUAAAUUAUUCAGUCAUAAUGUUCGUUGGUUGAUUCAAGUUCCUAGAUUAUAUGACUUGUAUAAAAAGAACAAUAACGUUGGUACAUUUCAAGACAUCAUUAGAAACUUGUUUGAACCACUUUUUGAAGUUUCAAUCAAUCCAAAAUCUCAUCCAAAGUUACACGUUUUCUUACAACGUGUUGUAGGGUUUGAUUCAGUCGAUGAUGAAUCUAAAUCUGAAAAAUUAUUACAAUCCAAGAAAUUCCCUCCUGCUAGUAAAUGGGAUGGUGCAACUAAUCCUCCUUAUUCUUACUAUUUGUAUUAUAUUUAUGCCAAUUUGACUCCAUUGAAUCGAUUAAGAUUAUCUAAAGGAUUUAAUACAUUUGUCUUGAGACCUCAUUGUGGUGAAGCAGGUGACCCUGAACAUCUUAUCAGUGCAUUCUUAACCUCUCAUUCUAUUUCCCAUGGUAUAUUAUUAAGAAAGAUUCCUUUCAUUCAAUAUUUAUACUAUUUAGAUCAAAUUGGUUUAGCCAUGUCUCCAUUAUCUAAUAAUGCCUUGUUCUUAACUUACGAUAAGAAUCCAUUUUAUAAUUUCUUCAAAAAGGGUAUGAAUGUCUCUCUUUCAACUGAUGAUCCAUUACAAUUUUCUUAUACAAAGGAACCUUUGAUAGAGGAAUACUCGGUUGCAGCUCAAAUUUAUAAAUUUUCAGGUGUCGAUAUGUGUGAAUUGGCUUACAAUUCGGUCAAACAGUCAGGCUGGGAAGCUUCUAUCAAAAAGCAUUGGUUAGGUAAUGAUAUCGAAAAGACCAAUGUACCUGAUAUCAGAAUUGGAUAUAGAGAAGAAACCUUGAAAAUCACACAGCAUCAUGCUCAAGAUAGCUUGAGAUUAGCCAGUAUAAAGGCUUCGAAAGGCCCCGUUAAGAUUGAUAAUGAGAUAAUAUCGACGUGGAACCGGCCAUAA